GUGUGGCCGCCGCCGCCGCCGCCGCCGCCGGCAAAGAGGCUUUUUAAAACCAUGGCAGAUGUGGACCCGGAUACGCUGCUGGAAUGGCUACAGAUGGGGCAGGGAGAUGAAAGGGACAUGCAACUAAUAGCCCUUGAACAGCUAUGCAUGCUGCUUUUGAUGUCUGACAACGUGGAUCGUUGUUUUGAAACAUGCCCUCCUCGAACUUUCUUACCAGCACUCUGUAAAAUUUUUCUUGAUGAAAGUGCUCCAGACAAUGUGUUAGAAGUAACAGCCCGAGCCAUAACAUACUACCUGGAUGUGUCAGCAGAAUGCACUCGGCGGAUCGUGGGGGUAGACGGAGCCAUCAAAGCACUUUGUAAUCGUUUGGUAGUUGUUGAACUUAACAACCGGACCAGUCGAGAUUUGGCCGAACAGUGUGUCAAGGUAUUGGAACUGAUCUGUACUCGGGAGUCAGGGGCUGUAUUUGAAGCUGGAGGCUUGAACUGUGUACUGACUUUCAUUCGGGAUAGCGGCCAUCUGGUUCACAAAGAUACGCUGCAUUCUGCCAUGGCUGUGGUUUCAAGAUUGUGUGGCAAAAUGGAGCCUCAAGAUUCUUCGUUAGAGAUCUGCGUGGAGUCCCUGUCUAGCUUAUUAAAACAUGAAGAUCAUCAAGUCUCAGAUGGAGCUUUGCGAUGUUUUGCUUCAUUAGCAGACCGAUUUACACGUCGUGGUGUUGACCCAGCCCCAUUAGCUAAGCACGGUCUCACGGAGGAGCUGUUGUCUCGCAUGGCCGCAGCGGGGGGUGCAGUGUCGGGGCCUUCUUCCGCAUGCAAACCGGGUCGAAGCACCACUGGAGCGCCAUCUACAGCUGCCGAUUCCAAACUGAGUAAUCAAGUGUCAACGAUCGUAAGCCUGUUGUCAACACUGUGCAGAGGCUCUCCAGUAGUCACUCACGAUCUCUUGAGAUCGGAGCUUCCGGAUUCCAUAGAAAGUGCGCUGCAGGGCGACGAAAGAUGUGUGCUGGAUACCAUGCGUUUGGUUGAUCUUCUCUUGGUGCUAUUGUUUGAAGGGCGAAAAGCCCUGCCAAAGUCCAGUGCUGGAUCUACGGGCAGAAUCCCAGGCCUCCGUAGGCUGGAUAGUUCUGGGGAGCGUUCCCAUCGGCAGCUUAUAGACUGCAUCCGCAGUAAAGAUACUGAUGCACUUAUAGAUGCAAUUGACACAGGAGCUUUUGAAGUGAAUUUUAUGGAUGAUGUUGGACAGACCCUUUUAAACUGGGCCUCUGCUUUUGGAACUCAGGAAAUGGUUGAAUUUCUUUGUGAAAGAGGUGCUGAUGUUAAUAGGGGCCAGAGGUCAUCAUCAUUACAUUAUGCAGCAUGUUUUGGAAGACCUCAAGUAGCAAAGACUCUGUUGCGACAUGGUGCAAAUCCUGAUCUGAGAGAUGAAGAUGGAAAAACUCCAUUAGAUAAAGCUCGAGAAAGGGGCCAUAGUGAAGUAGUAGCUAUUCUUCAGUCUCCGGGUGAUUGGAUGUGUCCGGUCAAUAAAGGAGAUGACAAGAAAAAGAAAGAUGCAAACAAAGAUGAAGAAGAAUGUAACGAACCCAAAGGAGAUCCAGAAAUGGCACCAAUAUACUUGAAAAGAUUAUUGCCAGUCUUUGCACAAACAUUUCAACAGACAAUGCUACCUUCAAUAAGGAAAGCAAGUCUCGCUCUAAUUAGGAAAAUGAUUCAUUUUUGUUCUGAAGCACUGCUUAAAGAGGUUUGUGAUUCUGAUGCUGGCCAUAAUCUGCCCACCAUAUUAGUGGAAAUCACUGCAACCAUUCUUGAUCAAGAGGAUGAUGAUGAUGGCCAUUUGCUGGCUCUGCAGAUUAUAAGGGAUUUGGUAGAUAAAGGGGGAGAUCUUUUUUUAGAUCAGCUCGCAAGACUUGGAGUUAUUAGCAAAGUGUCAACCUUGGCAGGACCUUCAUCAGAUGAUGAGAAUGAGGAGGAAUCUAAACCGGAAAAAGAGGAUGAACCUCAGGAAGAUGCUAAGGAGUUACAGCAGGGUAAACCGUACCACUGGAGAGACUGGUCAAUCAUUAGAGGAAGGGACUGCUUAUAUAUCUGGAGUGAUGCAGCUGCUUUGGAAUUGUCAAAUGGUAGCAACGGAUGGUUCAGGUUUAUCUUGGAUGGAAAGCUUGCCACGAUGUAUUCCAGUGGUAGUCCAGAAGGUGGAUCCGAUAGUUCAGAGAGCAGAAGUGAAUUUUUAGAAAAGUUGCAAAGAGCCCGAAGCCAAGUAAAGCCAUCCACCUCAAGUCAGCCAAUACUUUCGGCUCCUGGACCCAUUAAGCUCACUGUGGGCAAUUGGUCACUAACCUGUUUGAAAGAAGGAGAAAUUGCUAUUCACAACUCAGAUGGUCAACAAGCUACAAUACUAAAAGAAGAUCUCCCUGGUUUUGUGUUUGAAUCCAAUAGAGGAACUAAACAUUCCUUUACUGCUGAAACCUCAUUGGGAUCAGAGUUUGUCACUGGCUGGACUGGCAAAAGAGGUAGAAAAUUGAAGUCUAAGUUAGAGAAAACUAAGCAAAAGGUACGAACAAUGGCCCGAGACUUGUACGAUGACCACUUUAAAGCUGUUGAAAGCAUGCCUCGGGGGGUUGUGGUGACUCUGAGGAACAUAGCAACCCAGUUAGAAUCAUCUUGGGAACUCCAUACAAACAGACAGUGCAUUGAGGGUGAAAACACGUGGCGAGAUUUAAUGAAGACAGCUUUGGAAAACUUAAUCGUACUCUUGAAGGAUGAAAAUACCAUCUCACCGUAUGAAAUGUGCAGUAGUGGUUUGGUGCAAGCCCUUCUUACUGUUUUAAAUAAUAGCAUGGAUUUAGACAUGAAACAAGAUUGUACUCAACUGGUAGAGCGAAUAAAUGUUUUCAAAACUGCAUUCAGUGAAAAUGAAGAUGACGAAAGUCGUCCAGCAGUUGCAUUAAUUCGCAAGUUAAUAGCAGUUCUAGAGUCCAUUGAACGCCUGCCUCUCCAUUUAUAUGACACACCUGGUUCCACUUACAACCUGCAGAUAUUAACAAGAAGAUUGCGAUUUCGGUUGGAGCGGGCCUCUGGAGAAACCUCAUUGAUAGAUCGAACUGGAAGAAUGCUAAAAAUGGAGCCAUUAGCAACAGUAGAAUCUUUAGAACAAUAUCUCUUGAAAAUGGUAGCAAAGCAAUGGUACGAUUUUGAUAGAUCUUCAUUUGUUUUUGUACGAAAACUACGUGAAGGCCAAACUUUUAUAUUUCGGCACCAGCAUGACUUUGAUGAAAAUGGAAUUAUUUACUGGAUCGGGACAAAUGCAAAAACUGCGUACGAAUGGGUAAACCCAGCAGCCUAUGGGCUUGUAGUGGUCACAUCAUCAGAAGGAAGAAACCUACCUUAUGGUCGCUUGGAGGACAUCUUGAGCCGUGACAGUUCUGCUCUUAAUUGCCAUAGUAAUGAUGAUAAGAAUGCCUGGUUUGCCAUAGAUCUUGGUCUUUGGGUAAUACCGUCGGCGUACACACUACGCCACGCUCGUGGUUAUGGAAGAUCUGCUCUCCGAAAUUGGGUUUUCCAGGUAUCCAAAGAUGGACAGAACUGGACUACCUUGUAUACCCAUGUCGAUGACUGCAGCCUCAAUGAACCAGGAUCAACAGCAACAUGGCCCCUGGAUCCACCCAAGGAUGAGAAACAAGGUUGGAGACAUGUAAGAAUAAAGCAAAUGGGAAAAAAUGCCAGCGGACAAACCCACUACCUCUCACUUUCUGGAUUUGAACUUUAUGGCACUGUCAGUGGAGUGUGUGAAGACCAGCUUGGAAAAGCAGCUAAGGAAGCGGAAGCCAAUUUGAGGCGGCAGAGGCGUUUGGUUCGAUCACAGGUCUUGAAGUACAUGGUCCCAGGAGCCCGUGUGAUACGGGGAAUUGAUUGGAAGUGGAGGGAUCAGGAUGGUAGCCCCCAGGGAGAGGGGACUGUCACAGGAGAACUGCAUAAUGGCUGGAUUGAUGUCACCUGGGAUGCCGGUGGCUCAAACUCUUACCGUAUGGGCGCAGAAGGAAAGUUUGACCUCAAGCUUGCACCAGGGUACGACCCUGAUACAGCGGCAUCACCCAAACCUGUUUCAUCCACUGUUUCAGGCACAACACAGUCAUGGAGCAGCCUGGUGAAAAACAACUGUCCAGACAAGACGUCUGCUGCCGCAGGCUCUUCAAGUAGAAAAGGAAGCAGCAGCUCUGUGUGUAGCGUGGCCAGUAGCAGCGACAUCAGCUUGGGGUCGACCAAAAUGGAGCGGAGAUCAGAGAGUGUAACGGAGCAGAGUGUAGUUUCAGGCCCUGAUGUCCAUGAGCCGAUUGUUGUCCUUUCGUCUGCCGAGAAUGUGCCUCAAGCUGAAGUAGGGUCAUCAUCCAGCGCGAGCACCAGCACCUUAACGGCGGAAGCGGGAUGCGAGAACGCGGAGAGGAAGCUAGGUCCCGAGAGUUCAGUUCGUACUCCUGGGGAGACUAGUGCUAUAUCCAUGGGGAUCGUUAGUGUCAGCUCUCCUGACGUUAGUUCAGUAUCUGAGUUAACCAAUAAAGAAGCCGCUUCCCAGCGACCCCUUAGCUCCUCAGCGAGUAACAGACUGUCAGUGAGUUCUCUGUUGGCCGCUGGGGCUCCUAUGAGCUCCAGUGCAAGUGUUCCUAACCUGUCCUCGCGAGAGACGUCUAGCCUGGAGUCUUUCGUUCGGAGAGUGGCGAACAUUGCGCGAACCAAUGCCACAAACAACAUGAAUCUGAGCCGAAGCAGCAGCGACAACAACACUAACACCUUGGGAAGGAACGUAAUGAGCACUGCAACCUCUCCUCUUAUGGGUGCCCAAAGUUUCCCCAAUCUGACUACAACUGGUACCACUUCAACAGUGACUAUGUCUACAUCCAGUGUUACUAGUAGCAGCAAUGUAGCUACAGCAACGACAGUUUUAUCUGUUGGUCAGUCGCUAAGUAACACCUUAACUACCAGCCUCACCUCAACAUCUAGUGAGAGUGACACAGGUCAGGAAGCAGAAUAUUCUUUAUAUGAUUUCCUCGAUAGCUGCCGGGCCAGUACUCUGUUGGCAGAGCUAGAUGACGACGAAGACCUACCUGAGCCAGACGAAGAGGAUGAUGAAAAUGAAGAUGACAAUCAGGAGGACCAGGAAUACGAGGAAGUUAUGAUCCUGAGGCGUCCUUCCCUACAGCGCCGGGCUGGCUCCCGCUCUGAUGUGACCCACCAUGCUGUCACAUCCCAGCUACCACAGGUCCCCGCUGGAGCAGGGAGCCGGCCCAUUGGGGAGCAGGAAGAAGAAGAAUAUGAAACAAAAGGAGGACGUCGACGGACUUGGGAUGAUGAUUAUGUGCUCAAACGGCAGUUUUCUGCUUUAGUUCCUGCUUUUGACCCCAGGCCUGGCCGAACGAACGUCCAACAGACAACUGACCUAGAAAUCCCACCCCCAGGUACACCUCAUUCAGAACUCUUGGAAGAAGUUGAGUGUACUCCUUCACCUCGUUUAGCACUUACCUUGAAAGUAACGGGUCUUGGAACAACUCGGGAAGUUGAAUUACCUCUCUCUAACUUCAGAUCAACCAUCUUUUAUUAUGUACAAAAAUUACUUCAGUUUUCCUGUAACGGCAGUGUGAAAUCAGAUAAACUUAGGCGUAUUUGGGAGCCAACGUACACAAUCAUGUACAGAGAAAUGAAGGAUUCUGAUAAAGAAAAGGAGAGUGGAAAAAUGGGUUGCUGGUCUAUAGAGCAUGUGGAACAGUUCCUUGGCACUGAUGAAUUACCAAAGAAUGACUUGAUAACCUACCUGCAGAAGAAUGCAGACUCCGCUUUCCUGCGCCACUGGAAAUUAACCGGCACUAAUAAAAGUAUUAGGAAAAACAGAAAUUGUUCCCAGCUCAUAGCUGCAUACAAGGAUUUUUGUGAGCAUGGAUCAAAAUCUGGGUUAAGCCAAGGGGCCAUUUCCACUCUUCAGAACUGUGAUAUCCUCAGUCUGGUGAAAGAACAGCCACAGGCCAAAGCAGGCAAUGGCCAGAAUUCCUGUGGGGUCGAGGACGUCCUACAGCUGCUGCGUAUCCUGUACAUAGUUGCAAGUGACCCUUACACCAGAACAUCACAUGAAGAAGGAGAUGAGCAGCUUCAGUUUCAUUUUCCACCAGAUGAAUUCACAAGCAAAAAACUCACUACGAAAAUCCUGCAGCAGAUUGAGGAGCCAUUGGCGUUGGCUAGCGGAGCUCUUCCAGAUUGGUGCGAACAGCUAACCAGCAAGUGUCCUUUCCUAAUUCCUUUCGAAACCAGGCAGCUUUAUUUUACGUGCACUGCGUUUGGAGCGUCGAGAGCAAUAGUAUGGCUACAGAAUAGACGGGAGGCUACGGUGGAACGAACAAGAACCACCAGUACUGUAAGACGAGACGAUCCGGGGGAGUUUCGAGUUGGGCGCCUCAAACACGAGAGAGUUAAAGUUCCCCGUGGCGAAUCACUGAUGGAGUGGGCUGAGAAUGUCAUGCAGAUCCAUGCCGAUCGGAAAUCCGUUCUUGAGGUCGAGUUUCUGGGAGAAGAAGGAACUGGCCUGGGCCCCACCUUGGAGUUUUACGCAUUAGUGGCAGCAGAGUUCCAGAGGACUGAACUGGGGACGUGGCUUUGUGAUGAUGACUUUCCGGAUGAUGAAUCUCGUCAUGUUGACCUUGGCGGUGGAUUGAAACCCCCUGGGUACUAUGUGCAGAGAUCAUGUGGACUUUUCACUGCACCAUUCCCUCAAGAUAGUGACGAACUUGAAAGAAUCACCAAACUCUUUCACUUCUUGGGCAUUUUCUUGGCUAAAUGCAUUCAGGACAAUCGCCUGGUGGACUUGCCCAUUUCUAAACCUUUCUUCAAACUCAUGUGUAUGGGGGACAUUAAAAGCAAUAUGAGUAAACUAAUUUAUGAGUCCCGAGGCGACAGAGACUUGCACUGCACUGAAAGCCAGUCUGAGGCAUCUACAGAAGAGGGUCAUGAUUCACUAUCAGUAGGAAGCUUUGAAGAGGACUCAAAAUCGGAGUUUAUUCUUGAUCCACCCAAACCUAAGCCCCCAGCUUGGUUUAAUGGGAUUUUAACAUGGGAAGACUUUGAACUGGUAAAUCCACACAGAGCCAGAUUUUUAAAAGAAAUUAAAGACCUUGCUAUUAAAAGGCGCCAAAUAUUAAGCAACAAAAGUCUCUCAGAAGAUGAAAAGAACACAAAAUUACAAGAUCUAAUGCUGAAGAAUCCAUCAGGUUCUGGACCUUCGCUUAGCAUAGAGGAUUUAGGUCUAAAUUUCCAGUUCUGCCCUUCCUCCAGAGUAUAUGGGUUUACAGCAGUGGACCUCAAACCAAGUGGUGAAGAUGAGAUGAUUACGAUGGAUAACGCCGAAGAGUAUGUGGAUCUGAUGUUUGACUUUUGCAUGCAGACGGGUAUUCAGAAACAGAUGGAUGCUUUCAGAGACGGCUUUAAUAAAGUUUUCCCAAUGGAGAAGUUGAGUUCCUUCAGCCACGAGGAAGUCCAGAUGAUUCUUUGUGGAAAUCAGUCACCGUCAUGGGCUGCUGAGGACAUAAUCAACUACACCGAGCCAAAGCUGGGCUACACCCGGGAUAGCCCCGGUUUCCUUCGGUUUGUGAGGGUCUUGUGCGGCAUGUCUUCAGAUGAAAGGAAAGCCUUCCUGCAGUUCACCACCGGUUGUUCGACUUUGCCCCCCGGCGGCCUGGCGAACCUCCACCCUCGCCUCACCGUCGUGCGGAAGGUCGAUGCCACCGAUGCGAGCUAUCCGUCGGUGAACACCUGUGUGCACUACCUUAAGUUGCCGGAGUAUUCCUCUGAGGAGAUCAUGAGGGAGCGCCUGCUAGCUGCUACGAUGGAGAAAGGCUUUCAUCUCAACUGAGGUCUGGACAGCCAGCAAGAGAGACAUCAGAGACUUGUUUGACAUUAGGGAAGCUGUGUGUGUGUGUGUGUGUGCGCGCGUGUGCGUGUUUGUGUGCGUGUGCACGCGCGCGUGCAGAAAAGUGUAAGAUCUCCACGCUGUGCUCUGAUGGCACUUGUCUGUUUCCACCUAGGAGGCUUUAGGAACAUGUGGAAUAAGUACGUUAGCUGCUAAUGACAAAAACCAAUCCUUCUAACGACCCAGCCAGCAAGUAGAUCGCACAGGACACUGUGUGACUUUUCAAGGGCUUCUGUGACUGGAAUAAGGUGGUCCUUUUGAACUGUUCCAGAGGGCAGCUCCUUUAGACCUUCAGUGUUCAGGGCUAAGUUUCUAACAGUGCAUUUGUGUAAAGUUUGUCAUUUAAUACCCCGUACACUACAGUUGCCAUCACUGAUCCCUGUUUUGCUGGCUUUUAAGCUAAUUGGUCAAAAUACAAAACAAAAAAAAAACCCCAAGAAACGACCUUUGCUUCCUUUAAGACUUAGAGAGUUAAUGGGCAUCACAAGCUUUUUCUUUACUCUUUUAAUGAUGCCUGCACUAUUGGAAUAUCCUAGUGUUCUCUCUCUUGUUUGGCAUAUAGUCAUGCACAACCUUUUUCUUUCUUUCCAGUGGGAGUAUACUUUGAUUUCUGAAAUUCCCCGCUAUAAAGAUCAAAUCCUUAAGUGUGUAUGUGCAGCUCAAUAAUAAAGCUAUAAAAAACACUGGUUCUAGGUGCAAGGCACACUUAAAGCAAGUUUUGCUUUUGGUUGUAUUUUCUUUGUAUAUUAUAAACAUUUAUUUAACUUGUUGCAGUUUGAAGUAAAAAACAAAAAAAAACCAAACCCCAUGUGUAUGCUCAACAAUAAUCAUUAAAAUGUUUGCAGCGUACAAAAUUGUGUCAUGUGACUGUUUCACUGCCUCUCGUCAAACUUAAAGCUUGACCUGAUGCCUUUCGUCUAGACUCAGUCAAAUUUAGUUUUCAGAAAUUAUUACGGGAGGAAAUGUCUUUCUAGGGUAAGCACGCUCCGUUUUAAAUAAGUGGAAAAACAGAGCUUUGAUCACCGACUCAUGUGUGACCCGUGCAGUGUAAACAGUCUUAGUGUUUGUCACUCUAGCUAGAAGCGACCACGAUCGUUGUCUGACACUCUUAAGGCCCAACUCCCCAAUUGAUUAUUGUUUCACUAGGCACCUGUCAGUUUGAAAUCUUCAUAAGAAAGAUCUAAAGAUGUUGUGUGUUAUUGACAAGAGGUCUCGUGCUCCAUCCUGGGUGUGCAGAGCAGGUUGAAUUGAUGCAUUUUUGAAAAUCAUCCUUUAGCCUUGGUAUCUCCUCAUACGGGUGGAGUGAAUGUUACUAGUCUCGACUUAGCCAAAUAUUCCUGUAGCUGCCAAAAAGCAUGUGAUGAAGUUGCACAUUAUCGCCCUCUGUACCAGGGCGUCCCUCUUCUACGAUGUCAGAGCUGCCUCGCUACCACAGUUUCAAUUUGCGAACUUCCAUAUUUCAGCUACAGCAUGAGACUGUUUUGACUGUGUUGUUGGAGGCAGCAUUUAACCUUUCACCUCAUUGUCAAAUCAAGGUUGAAAUGGACAUAUAAUAGCAAUAUUGAAAUGUAUGAUCUCUGCUUUAAUCCAAAAAAUACUGGUGUUCAGCUGUCUUGAACAGGUCAUGUGUGCAUGACAACAACUUUGUACUGGUAUUUGGAUUAAAAUACAUUUUAUAUGUU
This is a messenger RNA of Ornithorhynchus anatinus (platypus), 9623 nucleotides long. It is a transcript of the gene HECTD1, whose product is annotated as HECT domain E3 ubiquitin protein ligase 1. The transcript is spliced from 43 exons. Gene Ontology annotation, cellular component: nuclear speck. The record is from RefSeq and is a predicted model, not a curated record. Lineage: Eukaryota; Metazoa; Chordata; Mammalia; Monotremata; Ornithorhynchidae. Gene Ontology annotation, molecular function: metal ion binding; ubiquitin protein ligase activity; protein binding. The coding region runs from base 52 to 7884 and encodes 2610 amino acids. Gene Ontology annotation, biological process: proteasome-mediated ubiquitin-dependent protein catabolic process; anatomical structure development; protein K63-linked ubiquitination.